GGUCUAAUCCGGAGCUGGUUAGCCCGAUUAGCCGUGGCUCGCGAACCGGACUAGCUGUGUUAACGGGGUUAGCUCAUCGUGCUAACUCGACCCGGUUCGGGUCUGGACCGGAUCUGCCUUAGUCCAAAAAUCACCUGCUCUUUCCUUUUCCUGGCCGAUGGAAAACGCGGUGACAUAAAGUACAGGUGUGCUUUGCUUGGUGUGAGCCUGAGAGCCUGGUGCGCUCAGGCUCCUGACUGAAGGAGGGACGACGGUCUCUGCAGGGAGGAAACUAACAACGCUAGGCUGACCGCGGCCUGCUGCUCCGUAGGCAGGUGCACGAGACGGUCUGCGGCUGCGCACAGGCGUCCAUUAGGAAGGCUCUGUCUGUCUGUACCUGCAGGAGAGGACUCAGACCAAUCGGGCAGGUUCCUUCUCAGGAAUCAGAGCCCCAACUCCUCUCAGCAGAUUUCCUGCAGUUCAAAGGUCACUUCCUCCUGCAGUCAUGGCACUGAUCUCUCUGGAAGACCUCGAUGGAUUGGACGACGAGCAGCUGGACGAUGAAGCCACUGACAACCCUGAGCCAAUGGGUGAAGAGGAGUCAGAGCAGCUGAUGAGUCACUGGCGGGCCGUGGCCAGCACGCACCAGGUGUCGGUUCCUCCAGAAAUGAGAGGACCCAUUCAGGAAAUGACCCGCAACAGCCAGCAGAGGGAGCCCCUCCCCUUCACUCCCAUCUCACGUCAUGAGAAGAUGGGGGAGGUGCAGUAUGAGGAGCGCCUCUACCCGGCAGGUCACUGGGCGUGCGUGACACGAGGAGAAGACCUGUAUGAGCAGAGCAUCUCCAUGGCCUUCAUGAAGCUGAUGCGCUUCAUUUGUAAGGAGAAUUCUGCAGGUAGAUACCUAGGUAUGACUGUACCUGUCAUCAGUUACAUCCGCAUGGCGAAGGAUGGGAAGAUGUUUGAGAAGGACGUGGAGACAGCGUUUUUCCUGCCCGCUGACCUCCAGCACUGCCCACCCCAAUCUUUCGACCCUGACAUCAGCAUCGUCUACAGACAACCAAUCAGAGUGGUCACCAGGCCGUUCUUUGGGACAACCACUGAGGAGACGGUGGGCCGGCAGAUCCUGAUGCUCUGGGAGAUUCUCGGUGCGACUGAUGAGCUGUGCAGCGACCGGUACGCCGUUGCCGUGUACGAGAACCCAGGUGUGCCACAGCGCAGGAACGAGCUCUGGUUUAUCAGGCGUGACCUUUAGGCUCCUCCCAUCACGCACUAAUUCAGCAUGCCCACUCACUGCUUCCUGUCAAACUGAUCAAUCAGAGCAGUUUUACAACUGUUAGCACGACACUAAGCCCCACCCCUUCCAUUAGCGCCCACUUCAUAGGUCUCUUCUGAUUGGCUGAAACAAGGUGAUGAUGUCAUAAGGGCUGAUUCUGAUUGUUCACGCGUUUUACUAACAUCAUGAUAGUGUUUAUUUAGAGACAAAACAGAGGAUCCGCCUACAUGCACAUCACAUCACUUCCAGCAACGUAGUCCUCAUCAGUGAUGUAAUCAUAGCCACCGCGGCGUCCAUUUGUGUGUCUCUAAAUUUCUGCAGAACAGGAAGUGACACGGUGUCAUUACCGUAAGCUUCCAGCUUUCAGUUUGUAGUUCGAGCGUAUCAACCAAUCAGCUGUGAGCAGGGGGGCAGUGUUAACCAAUGAAAGUGAAGCAGCAGUGUGACAUCAUCACCGUGAAGCGUAAUUUUAAGGUGCCGUCACGAUUUGUGGGCUCCCUGUUACCAUGGAAAGAACCCAAGUCAGCAUCAGUAGUUUGUGUGAUCGAGUUAUUGAUCGUUGACUCAGGUGAGCCUGACGCCUGUAAUGCGGUUGAGUCCUGCGCUGAGUUCAAAGUUCAGAUCAUUCCUUAAAUGGUGUGUCACAUGAUUCCUUCCUGGUGGCUGCUGUGCGGUUCCUCGGAGUACUGAUGUCACCGACCAGAUGAAGGUUUUGAAUAUUGUCUUGAUUUUCUGAUUUUUGUUGUGAUGUGUGUAAAAAAUCCUGAAAUAAAAUGUUUGCUUUAAAUAAAGUUUGAAGUGUUUUCUGA
Messenger RNA from Archocentrus centrarchus (flier cichlid), 2061 nucleotides. It is a transcript of the gene soul4, whose product is annotated as heme-binding protein soul4. The transcript has 6 exons. NCBI's taxonomy places the organism in Eukaryota, Metazoa, Chordata, Actinopteri, Cichliformes, Cichlidae. The record is from RefSeq and is a predicted model, not a curated record. Gene Ontology annotation, molecular function: heme binding. Bases 485 to 1231 code for a protein of 248 amino acids.